UCUCACCUUCCUCACCUUGUCUCCAAAUUGUCCUACAUGCGCUGUCCCUCUAAUAAAAUAAUUUCUAAUCCUGAUAUAAUAUAUUGUAUAUAUUUAUAUAUAUUCGAUAAUAAGAUGUACCGAUGUCUUUUCUUUAUGGUCUCUACACUUUUUACAAUUCAGAUUUUACUACAGGCUUCACUUCAGACAUCUGAAGAUAAAAAGCGAACACAGUGUUUACUCUUGUCCAUAAUACAAGUACAGGAAGACACAACAACUCCAUAUCUCCAUCAAUCCCUUUUUUCCUUUUGAAUGCUUCAGCAGUGUGCUAUUAACCCCCUGAGAAUGGUUUUCUUUGUUCUGAAACAAAGACCCAUUGUCCUGUACCUCAGGCACCUAAUGGCCUCCAAGGGAUUCAGGAGAUUCCUGAUCAGUGCAUCAGAAAAUUACAGCUCUUAGGAGAAAGCUUUACUAUUAUCUGAUAGAUCAGGAGACAGUUUCUAAUUGUUUGUGCGGUUAUAAGAUGGUGUAGAGCUUAAGAGGAGCCUUUGUUUUCUUCAGUGCUUCAUGUCAAGGUUGGUUUGAUCAUCUGAAAGUUUCAGGUUUAACCCACACCUGAUCCAGGCUCGUUAUGAAGCUCUUCAUGAGUCAGGUGCCGAGCCAGAUCAGAAAAGACCUAAAGCAGGAGAAGUCGAUGUGUGCGAGAGAUCAUUGGAUAAACCACUGAGAAGAGGGAAGACGGAGAAUUAAUUUGAGAAGUCACCAUGGUAUUCACCACAAACUGUGUGGAGAAACCCAUCCGAUCUUGUCUGGGAAGAGUCGGCGGAUUCGUCGGACGCCAUCCGUGGUGGUUCGUCGUCAUCCCACUCGGUCUUUCGGCAGCUCUCGGCGUCGGGUUCUACUUUCUCGAGGACAGAAAGUCUAAUGACCUCGUGAAGCAGUUCACACCAGGUGACGGCCGUGCGAAAGUCGAGAAGAGUUUCUAUGAAACCUUUUUCCGAAGUAGCGACGACGAUGACGAUGAUACUGGUGGCUUGUUUUCUGCUCUGAGGUUGAGCGACGACGGUACAUACUCGUCCGCAAUCUUCAGCUCUGUGACGAACAUCCUCAGUGAAGAUGCGUUGACGGAAAUCCUAGCCGUGGAUGACUGUGUCAAGAGAAUGUCCGUGGAAUAUGACGGACGAAAGUUUUCCUAUAACGACGUCUGCGCUCGGGUGAACGAAUCCUGUCAGGAGAACCUUCUUAUCAGGAUUUUAAACGGCAAUGCAAGCAACAUCCAGGGGUUCAACCUGACGUUUCCUUUAUAUCAAGACGAUCUACUCGGUGUAGUUCAUCUAGGACAUUUGGUCGGGCAGGUGGACGUGGACGGGUAUGGAUUUGUUCAGAGUGCCAAGGCAGUGAGACUCGUUUACUACCUACGGCAAACAAACAGCACGCUGGAGAACACCUGGCUGAGAGGUUUCGUGGAUUUGCUGGGAAACAUGUCAACAAAUGCGACACAGGUGUCCUAUUUCACUUCGAAAUCGAGGCAAGAAGAAUUUGAGAAGAGCUCGGCGUCGGUCACGUGGCUUUUUUCCAUCGCGUACUUCAUUGCCGUUCUGUUUUCGGUGCUGUCGUGUAUCAGGCUCGAAAACGUAAGGAACAAAGCGUGUGUGGCCUUGCUAGGAGUGACCUCGACCGGAUUAGCCGUGCUUUCCAGCUUCGGCUUACUCUUGCUUAUGAACGUCCCAUUUGUCAUAACCGUGGCCACGUCUCCGUUCCUGGUACUCGGGAUCGGAAUUGAUGAUAUAUUCAUCAUGAUCUCCUGCUGGCAGCAGACCAACGUGCAAGACAGUGUACCAGAGCGUAUGGCUGCCACGUACAGAAAGGCAGCUAUUUCGAUCACCAUCACCACCUUGACCGAUGUCGUCGCUCUUUACAUUAGUUCCAACAACCCCUUCGGUUCGGUGCGGUCGUUCUGCCUGUAUGCUGGCACAGCCAUCUUUUUCUGCUACCUCUAUAACAUCAGCUUCUUCGGCGCAUGUUUGGCGUUGAACGGCAAAAGGGAGGAAAGCAAUCGUCACUGGUUGACGUGUCUAAAAGUUCCGGAAGAAAGUCUGCCCGGAUCUUCAAAAGCUCAUGUUGCAUGCUGCGUAGGGGGAAGCUACAACCACGAAACUGGAACCGAAGAGGAACACUUGAUGGAAUUGUUCUUCAGGAAGUUCUACGGACCUUUUUUGACCACAGGUCCUGCCAAAGCCACAGUGGUUCUCCUUUACAUCAGCUACAUUUCCAUCAGUAUCUACGGAUGCACUACGAUCAAAGAAGGGAUUGACCUAAAGAACCUCGCAGUGGAUCAAUCGUACGUGGUCGAGUACUACGAAGACGAACAGAUGCACUUUGCAGAGUACGGUCCGAUCGUCAUGUUGGCGAUCAACGCUACGUUUCCGUAUUGGAACGAAGUGGAACGAGCGCAACUUGAAGCUUGCAUUUCAGAAUUCCAAGCCCUUCCUUUUGUCGGGAAUUUGACCACAUCUUGGCUUCAUUCGUUUGAGAGUUAUGCCAAAGAAAAGCACCUCAACAUCAGCUCGGAUGUUGAAUUCAUGGACCGUCUACAUCCUUUUCUACAAGGUCAACUGAUGCUCCAAUUGGACGUCAACACGUCUGACGGUACCAUUCAAGCCUCGCGUUUAUUUCUUCAAACGCGUAACAUUCCGUCGGAGAAGCUCAUGCUAGAAACGUUGAGAAAAACUGCCCGGAAUUGCCAAUUCCCUUUAGUGGUGUACCAUCCUGCAUUUAUAUAUUAUGAUCAAUACACCGUGAUUGCAAGCAACACCAUUCAGACGGUCAGCAUCGCUACUGCCGUGAUGCUCGUCAUCUCGCUUGUACUCAUCCCAAGUCCAGUUUGUGCUUUAUGGGUCACUUUCGCCAUUGGAUCCAUUGUCGUCGGCGUCACAGGCUUCAUGGCCUUGCUCGGCAUCAGCUUGAAUUCCAUUUCAAUGAUCAACCUGAUCAUUAGCAUCGGGUUCUCUGUGGAUUUCUCAGCUCAUAUAUCUUACGCAUUUGUAUCCAGUGCCAAACCUGGUGCGAACGCUAAAGUCGUGGAGGCUCUGUCCCAUCUCGGCUAUCCCAUACUACAGGGGGCGUUGUCUACAAUCCUCGGGGUGGUGGUGCUCUCCGCAUCCAUAAGCUACAUCUUCAGAACCUUCUUUACCAUCAUGUUACUGGUCACUUUGUUUGGUUUGUUUCACGGCAUUGCGUUCAUCCCCGUGUUUUUAACUUUUGCUGGAUUUUGCCUCAAGUUUUAACGUCAUUAAUUAUUUCGUGUCUACAACAGUUUCCACGGGGUCUUAAAAAGUCUAAAAAAGGGGGGAUUUUUGUCAAGCACAUUAAACAUUUAUUAAAAGCUUUUUCACAUUAUUAUCUACAGCAUUAUCAUAAUUGGCUGUAUAUUAACUUAUUGGGAGGAAACCGGUAGCUCUAUGUGAAAUCAGACAUUGAGCACCAUCAUAUAACCAAAAUCCUCGUUUCAUGACAACGAAGAUUCUGUGAGGAUUGGAGUGCGAGAUUGGGAGCUGAAUCAGGCUUCUUUUAUUCAAGCAUUCGACUAGAAGAAGGACACCCCUAAAUUUUGAUAUAUUAUUUCUGUACAUUUUCUAAAUUAGAUGUUGUCUUGGAGAACACUGGUUAGGACAUUGUGAGCUCAAAUCCCUGCACCGGCAAGCUGCCACUGCUGUUGCGCACUUGAGCGCUUAACCCUCAAAUGCUCAGUUGUAUAAA
Messenger RNA from Silurus meridionalis, 3738 nucleotides. RefSeq names its product patched domain-containing protein 3 (gene ptchd3b). The transcript has 4 exons. The record is from RefSeq and is a predicted model, not a curated record. Lineage: Eukaryota; Metazoa; Chordata; Actinopteri; Siluriformes; Siluridae. Gene Ontology annotation, cellular component: membrane. The coding region runs from base 744 to 3266 and encodes 840 amino acids.